CUCCUUGUCCGAGCUGAUACUUGCUCAAUUGUCUCUAUCCUUAAUUAAAUUUACUCGAUAUAUCUUAAAGAUAUCCCGAGAAUCAUGGCAUCCGCUCCCAGAGGUCGUCUCCAAGGCAAGAAUGCCAUCAUUACCGGUGCAGCUGGCGGCAUCGGCCUCGAAACCAGCAUCCUCUUCGCCCGCGAAGGCGCCAACAUCCUAAUGGCUGACAUCUCGGCCCCCGCCCUAGAGAAAGCCCUCGCCAAAGUCAAUGAAGUCGUUCCCACCGCUCCCCGCGUCGAGACCAUCAAAUGCGACGUCUCCAAGGAAUCCGACGUACAAGCCAUGGUCGAGUCCCAGGACAGCUGGGGCGGCACCGACGUCAUCUUCAACAACGCGGGCAUCAUGCACGCCGACGAUGCCGACGCCGUGGACACCCCCGAGAAGAUCUGGGAUCUGACGCAUAACAUCAACGUCAAGGGUGUGUGGUUCGGAUGCAAGCAUGCUGUGCUGAGUCUGCGUCGUCACAAGAAGACCAAGGGCAGCAUCAUCAACACGGCGAGUGUGGUCGCCUUGGUGGGAAGUGCUACGCCCCAGUUGGCGUACACGGCUAGUAAGGGUGCUGUGUUGGCGUUGACGCGCGAAUUGGCUAUUGUGCAUGCGAGGGAGGGAUUCCGGUUCAAUGCGCUGUGUCCGGCGCCGUUGAACACUCCCCUUUUGCAAGAUUGGCUGGGUGACGACAAGCCCAAGCGCUUCCGGCGGGAGGUGCACUUCCCUACUGGUCGGUUCGGAGAGGCUAUUGAGCAGGCUCAUGCUGUGGUGUUUUUGGCUAGUGACGAGAGCAGUUUCGUCAAUGGUAGUGACUUUGUCGUGGAUGGUGGAAUGUCCAAGGCGUAUGUUACUCCAGAGGGACCGGCCACCGCCGCUCCUCAGAACCUGGGACAUUAGUAUAGCCAUCCUACGAUAUAUGAAUUGAAUGAUUUUGAAAUCCGUCUUAAAGUUCAGUACGACACUCGCAACAACAUUAACUAAUAUGUU
Molecule: messenger RNA, 1017 nt
Organism: Aspergillus costaricaensis CBS 115574
Lineage: Eukaryota; Fungi; Ascomycota; Eurotiomycetes; Eurotiales; Aspergillaceae
Product: putative short-chain dehydrogenase/reductase family protein
Exons: 5
Coding region: 85-927 (280 amino acids)
Molecular function (GO): oxidoreductase activity
Source: RefSeq, a predicted model, not a curated record